CUUAUUUCUUGCCGGACAUACAUGAGUGUCUGGCAUUCGGAUAAUCGGCUGCAUUAUCUGCGUCUUGAUUGGAGAUGCGCCCAUGCAACCAUUCGAUCCUUCGACCAUUGCGGAGUAGAACAAGGUGGUUCCUGUCCUUCUCCGUCCAAUGACCAUGAUUCUUCGCAAGUCCGCUGUUUCUACUUUGUAAUAGCUCUGUGCUACCUGGAGACAUGGGCGAAGCAAGUAAUGGCUGAUAUUUCAGAUAUUACAGGGGUAUAAUGACUCACUUGAACUAUGACCACUCUUGGCCAGUGAUUUUGAAGGCCCCUGAGACUAUAUAACCUGACCUGCAGCUUCGUCUGGCUCACUCAUACCCCCUGAAAGAGCAAGUCCUGUAUUCUUUCUAGUGUGUUUUACAGGCUAGAAAAUGAUCACAUCUACCACUCCAUCCCGAGCUGCCAGAGCUCUGGCGUUUGGUCGACGGAUGCCAUCACAAAGAAAACCAUCCUCUCGUCUUCUCUCCUCAUCCGCACACCGUUAUGCCGACGAAACACUGAACAAAGUCUCCUCUAAGAUCACACAGCCCAAGUCCCAGGGUGCAUCUCAGGCGAUGCUUUACGCGACCGGUCUGACGGAGAAAGAUAUGUCCAAGGCACAGGUUGGAAUCUCAUCAGUGUGGUUUGAAGGGAACCCCUGUAAUAUGCACUUGAUGGAUUUGUCGUCGCUGGUCCGUGACUCGGUAGCCAAAGCCGGCCUGGUCCCCAUGCGCUUCAACUCCAUCGGUGCCUCUGAUGGCAUUAGUAUGGGCACAUCUGGCAUGCGUUUCAGUUUACAGAGCCGAGAGAUCAUUGCCGAUGGAAUUGAAACGGUCAUGAACGCCCAGUGGUACGAUGCUAAUAUCUCGUUGCCUGGCUGUGAUAAAAACAUGCCAGGUGUGCUGAUGGCUAUGGGCAGGGUCAACCGCCCGAGUAUCAUGGUGUAUGGUGGUAGUAUCAAGCCCGGCUGCAGUGCGGGGGGCAAGCCACUUGACCUGGUCAGCGCCUUUCAGUCGUAUGGUCAGUAUCUCACUGGUGAGAUCGACGAGAAGGAACGGUUUGAUAUCAUCCGACACGCUUGCCCCGGUGCUGGUGCUUGUGGGGGGAUGUAUACUGCCAAUACUCUAGCCACGGCUAUCGAGACCCUCGGUAUGACUGUCCCUGGAAGUAGCAGCACGCCGGCAGAGGAUCCACGUAAGCGAGCAGAGUGUGAGGAUAUUGGCCAGACAGUGAGGAAUCUGCUGAAGGAGGAUAUUCGGCCCAAGGACGUCAUGACGCGGCAGGCCUUUGAGAAUGCCAUGAUUGUCGUGAACAUUCUCGGAGGCAGUACUAAUGCAGUACUGCACUUGAUCGCCAUCGCUGAUUCCGUCGGGAUCAAGUUGACCAUCGAUGACUUCCAGGCCGUGUCAGACAAGACACCUUUCUUGGCUGACCUGAAGCCUUCCGGCAAGUAUGUCAUGCAUGACCUGUACAAGGUCGGGGGCACGCCAGCAUUGCUGAAGUUCCUGCUCAAGGAAGGCCUUAUCGACGGCUCCGGAAUCACUGUCACUGGCAAAGCCAUGAAAGAGAAUGUAGCCUCAUGGCCCGAGUUCUCACCUGACCAGCCUAUCAUCCGUCCCCUAAGCAAUCCUAUCAAGCCAACCGGCCACUUGCAGAUCCUCCGUGGGUCAUUGGCCCCUGGCGGCUCUGUUGGCAAGAUCACCGGCAAAGAAGGUCUUCGGUUUGAAGGUAUCGCCAAAUGCUACGACUAUGAGGAUGCUUUCAUCGAGGCCCUCGAACGAGGUGAGAUCAAAAAGGGCGAGAAAACCGUCGUCAUUAUUCGAUACGAAGGACCCAAGGGUGGUCCCGGUAUGCCUGAGAUGCUCAAGCCCAGCUCAGCCAUCAUGGGUGCCGGAUUAGGUCAGGACGUUGCGCUCCUCACUGAUGGGAGAUUCUCUGGAGGUAGUCAUGGCUUCUUGAUCGGGCAUGUUGUGCCUGAGGCUAUGGAGGGCGGGCCCAUCGCCCUGGUGAAGGAUGGCGAUCGAAUCGUGAUUGAUGCGGAGCAAAGAGUGGUUGACUUGCUGAUUACCCCGGAAGAGAUGGAAAAGAGAAGAGUUGCUUGGACGGCACCGGCGCCUCGGGCGAAGAAGGGGACAUUAAGCAAGUAUGCGAAGCUGGUGAGCGACGCAAGUCAUGGGUGCGUGACGGAUGGACCAAUCUAAGCUGGAAGUUAGUUUUCCUCUGAGUAGCUACUUCAAUGCAGAAUAUAUUGAACCAGAC
Molecule: messenger RNA, 2276 nt
Organism: Aspergillus neoniger CBS 115656
Lineage: Eukaryota; Fungi; Ascomycota; Eurotiomycetes; Eurotiales; Aspergillaceae
Product: dihydroxy-acid dehydratase
Exons: 2
Coding region: 410-2218 (602 amino acids)
Biological process (GO): branched-chain amino acid biosynthetic process
Cellular component (GO): mitochondrion
Molecular function (GO): dihydroxy-acid dehydratase activity
Source: RefSeq, a predicted model, not a curated record